AUGAUAAACUUCAAUUACCCAUAAACAAUUUAUAAACCUGUCCAAAAUAACUAUUUGACUGAUACAGAUAUCCUAGGUUUUUUGGAUUAGUUAAAAGUCAAAUAAUAUACCAAUUUGGAGAGAUUAGAUAAUCAAUUAAUAGUAAAGUUUACUUUUCAAGGAGAUCAGUUCGUCACCCUUUACGAUCUCAUGAAUUUUAAAGUAUUUUUAUUUAUCAUUUUUUUUAGUUAAAUAAUGUUUAAUGUUUUUAAGUAGAUUAUGCAUUUGCGAUAAUAUACUCAAUUUUAGCAGAAUUCUAAAAUAAAUAUGAACAGCAUUAAGUUAAUUUCAAUUCCGAAGAAAUAUGGAUUAAGAUUAAAUCAAGUCCUAAUGCAACUUUUGAUGUCAUAUUUUCUUCAAUCGAUUUCGAUAAACAAAGCAAUACUAAAUCUGAUAUUGGAUCAUUAAAAGGUAUAAUUUUUAGUUUUUUGGAAUUAUUCUAAGAGUCAGAUAUUUAACUAAUAAAAGAAGUAUAUGAAUCAUUAGAAAAAUGUAAUCAAAUUAAUGAAGCCUAAAAUAUCAUAAAAAAAUAUUUGAAACCUUCCUAGUAAUUAAAGUUAAACUAUAAUAUAGUUGAUAAAUUCUAAAAUCUAGUUGAUAUUUUUAAAAAAUCAAAUGAAAUAUCGUAAAAAGGAGAAAAUUAUGAUAUCUUAAGAAAUAACAUAAUCAAUUGGGUAGCCAAGGGUAAUUAUAAACUUGAAACUGUUGCUAAUCUUAAGGACCUUUUUGUAUUAUUAUAAUUGUAGGCAACUUAUAAAAUUUUAACAUAAUGGGAUGAUUUAGACGACAUUUUUAUCAUAUUAAAAGAAUAUGAGAUUUUGAACUCACAUUAGCGUUUAUAAAACAUUAAUGACUUUAUUUUCCUAUUGACAUUUCCAAAGUAGCGUCUUAGAUCAGACAGUCAAAUAACUUUAUCCUACUCUAAAUAAACGUUAGAUUGGGUUGAAUAGUUAGAAAAACUUAUUCUUUAUAAAAUUACCCACUAUAUUUAGAACAUCACAGAAUUUUAUAAAGGAGACAGAGAAGAAUGGCAUAAGGUAGAUUUUAAAUGCAUCUUUAAUAAGGUUAGAUAAUAUCUCAAUGACAGUGAAGGUGUUGAAUAAACAAUUUAAAACUAACAAUCUUUAAAGGGCAUUACACUUGCUAUUAUAAAGGCAUAUUAUUAGGAAAAGGUUGAUGGGUUAAAUUAGGAAAUAAUUAAAAUAAUGUUUAAGAAAAAGUGA
Paramecium octaurelia is the source of this 1262-nucleotide messenger RNA. The record is from the annotation of a GenBank genome assembly. NCBI's taxonomy places the organism in Eukaryota, Ciliophora, Oligohymenophorea, Peniculida, Parameciidae.